Messenger RNA from Kockovaella imperatae, 1978 nucleotides. RefSeq lists its product as hypothetical. The record is from RefSeq and is a predicted model, not a curated record. The coding region runs from base 32 to 1573 and encodes 513 amino acids. Gene Ontology annotation, cellular component: nucleus. The transcript has 14 exons. NCBI's taxonomy places the organism in Eukaryota, Fungi, Basidiomycota, Tremellomycetes, Tremellales, Cuniculitremaceae. Gene Ontology annotation, biological process: DNA-templated transcription; regulation of DNA-templated transcription. Gene Ontology annotation, molecular function: DNA binding; DNA-binding transcription factor activity, RNA polymerase II-specific; zinc ion binding.
UGAUGGUGAGCUGCUCACUCAUGCUUGCAUCAUGAGACCCGGGAGAUAUCGUCCGCUGGCACGGGGAGACGCUUGUCAAACUUGCAAGUCGAGGAAGGUUCGAUGUCCUGGUGAAAGACCAUCUUGUACUCGCUGCAUACGUCUUGGGAAAGAGUGCACGUAUCCGGGAACGGCUGAUCCACCACAACCUCUCGGUCCCUCCUCUUUCUCCCUCCGUCCGGACACUGCUCCCUCGACAGCCGUUUCGGCAAGUACAUCCAGCCUGACCACCCCUGUGCCCGGUUGCACACCACAAGAAAUCACUGCGUUCGACGAUAUAUUCAAUUACAUUUCACCUGACUCCAUUAACACUCCUGCCAGCUCAUUCAGUCUACCGGCAGCAGCGGAGAUCUUUGGUAUCAUCCCGAAGGCCGAUAAUGGUCUUCCGGAGUUGCCUUCAGGGUGGAACUGGGACUGGAAUACUAUAGACCUGGAGCAGCUGUUGGGACCACAGGAUUCGGGCUCGGCCAAUCUGAGCGAUGAUGAUCGCGAUCACUUGCUACUCUUGUACUUUUCGACAUUCAACCUUUUCGGUUUGCAGGUUCAUUUCCCAACCUUCUAUGCCAAUCUCCGCUCAUCGAACGUGGAGGAAAGACCACAUUCAUGCCUGCUAUAUUCUAUGUUUCUUGUUUCAUGCUGCUCUUCCGAUCGGACAUACCUUCGCCAAAAAGAAGACCUCUUCCAUUCUCUCGCCAGAUCCGAAAUGGAAAAAGCCUUGAUGCCUCCGAUUGCAUCAUUGUCAUAUCUCUACGAUGCCCUCAGGGCGGGUACACUGAUCGCACUAUGGUUGUUCCACAAAAGCCGACUUGUAGAGGCCUGGGCGAUGCUGGGACAAAGUGCCAGGCUCGCUAUCGUCUGCGGCCUCCACCAAAUCCCCUCCUCGACUUUUGAGACCGAUGUGGCUCCUGGCUCGCCCCAAUGGCGCCGCCGAGGACGCAACGUCUACUACGAUGGGCCAGUCCCGAAAUCUAGGGUCGAGCUUGGAGAGCAUAUCAAUGCCUUCUGGUGUCUUUUCAACCUGGAUCGUUGCGCUGCGACAGCCUUACAUUGGGAUGCCUCAUUUGAGCUGUCGAAAGUCACCACGCCUUUGCCGAGAGCUUGGUCAGAGUACGAAGAAGACCAUUGUCAUGGACAGGAAUGUGAUGAGCGGCUUGCUUCGUUAUUUUCCGAAGAGAAGCGUACAAAUUGCGGAAGGGACCAUCGGACUGAAUACUCUCACUUGAUCAAAAGUGUCGUCCUGAUGCACUGCGCGGCCACUGGCGAAGCGUGUGACCCGGCCAUCCAGACCGCUCUGAACCGAUUCAACCAAGAGCUCGAUCCUCGGUGGAAGCAGGCAUCGGUGGACGAGCGAGGCACAAAGACUAUAGGGACUGGGGCCGCAUCAUUGCAGUUCAUCCUCCUCGGCGCUGAAAUGUACCUGAAAGGUGCGGAUUUGAACGCGACUGCCAAUGCCGAGGUCCUGCAAGUACUUAGACGUAUGCUCGGCGUGCUUGUACUGCUGAGAGAAAAAGUGAGCCUGAUGCCGGCACCAUAGGUUGAUUGACAUGCAGAAUUUGGGUGACUACGGCAUGUUUAUCACCACGUAAAUACAUAUGCCAGGCCCUCGACUGAUGCUCCUAGGAUCUGGAUCCGAAUGGCUCGAUUGCUCAUGAUCGAAAGCAAACGUUUGGACCGUGAAGGAGAAGACUUUGCUGCUGCGUCGCUAGUGAAAGAUGUCCUGUUCAUCGUCGAAUACCUUCGUCAUUUUCGCUUGGCGGUGGUUCAACAAUCGAUCAUCGAUAUUGAGCAUUGGACGGAAAUGCCUACUGACGAGUUUUUCAAGCUGGAGCUGUCCUCUUAGGGCCGCAUCCGAUGCAUCACUUUCAUCAUGCUCUCCGCGUAGACAGAAUGCCACGCGCCACGAAAGACCUCCGAACCCAAUUUAUGCAUUCUUGCGGAG